Molecule: messenger RNA, 6083 nt
Organism: Anneissia japonica
Lineage: Eukaryota; Metazoa; Echinodermata; Crinoidea; Comatulida; Comatulidae
Product: RNA-binding protein 12-like
Exons: 3
Coding region: 185-3973 (1262 amino acids)
Biological process (GO): regulation of RNA splicing
Cellular component (GO): ribonucleoprotein complex; nucleoplasm
Molecular function (GO): RNA binding
Source: RefSeq, a predicted model, not a curated record
AUCGCCAUAUUUAAUUUCACGAAUUAUUAGCAGCUCGGGAAGUCUUUUGGUCGUCUUGACAGUAAUUAAAUUUCAUUUUAGAAAUGUUAUUGCAAUUCUAAGACUUUAAAACUAAUUAUAAACCGAAGAAAGGGUUAUUCAAGAAUUGUUUCUAUAACUUCGUUUAUGCUGACCAGGUUAAGGUAUGGCCAUAAUUCUACGACUUCAAGGACUGCCAUGGUCUGCCAGUGCAUCAGACAUUCGACAGUACUUCUCUGGCCUUAACAUCCCUGAUGGUGGAGUACACAUUGUUGGAGGUGAAGAGGGUGAUGUGUUCAUAGCCUUCGCAACUGAUGAAGAUGCUAGACAAGCAAUGAGACGGCAAAAGGAACCGUUGAUGGGGAUGCGUGUUAUGAUUCUUCUUAGUAGUAAAUCUGAAAUGCAGGAAGUGAUUGCAAAAAGCCGGCAGGCCCAAGGAAGGGAUCCAUUCCAAGUAGAUGCCCAAAGUGUUACAAAAGAAAGUCCUGCAGCCAUUGAUGCUGCUCCUUCAGCGGUUAAAAAUGAUUAUUCUGGGCAACAGACAUAUGAUAGAAGAGACAUGAGUUUUGCUUCACCGAUGUCACCUGAUCCUUCUCAGGGAGGACGACCGAUUACAGGAGACGCUUUUCAAGACCGCAGAAUGUCUGACCAAGAGGCACGAAACAGAAAAUAUGAAACUCCAUUUGAUGAUCCUUAUCCUCCUAGAGGAAUAGUCCCAGAAAACGGUUCGUUCGGCCAUGCAGAAGGCAGGUCAAGAGAGUACCAAGACCAAGAUACACGAACUCCACGACAGGCAUGGCAGCGUGACGCCUAUCCAGAUGGAAAAAGAGAUGCCGGCCAAACUAGUUUCAUUGAUUCACACCAGCCUUAUUACUCAGAUCCACCUCGAGGUGAUGGCCUUCUUGGAGAUGUUCCUGGUCAUCGAAUUGCAUCGCAACCUCCAAGAGCACCACCUUCACAUGACCAGAGUUGGCCAAGAGGUGAUCCUCGAAACAAAGACCCUUUCACACCUGAUCAUAGCAGAGACAAUCCUACAGAUGGACCCUCGGUGCCAUUCAGUCAGCGUGGAAGAGAAGACCCUAUGCAAUUAGGCCAAAGAUAUGGCAGGCCAACUCAUCCACAGGAUCCAUUUGAAGGUGCUGGAAGAGACUUUGUACGGGGUGAGUAUGCACAUGAGCCAGGAAGAGAAGGACGUCCUCUACGAGAUAGAAAUUUUGGACCUCCAAAAGAAGGACCACUUGUACCAGAUGAUCCUAGUUUACCACAUGACAUCGCUUAUCAACACGAGCUGGAAGAGUCACUUUCGGUGUACCUUAAAGGAUUGCCAUUUACUGUAAAGGAACAUGAAGUUGUUGACUUCUUUCGUGGAUUGCGCAUUGCUCGUGAUGGAAUCAAAUUUGUGAUUGAUCCACGUGGAAGAAUAACUGGUGAGGGAUUUGUCAAAUUUGUCUCUAAGCGGGAUAAUGUUGAAGCCUUAAAAAGACACAAAAGCUAUAUGACUAAUCGAUUUAUUGAAGUCAUUCCAUGUACAGAAGCUGAAUAUCAGUCAAUGAAGCCACCACGGUCUGUAUUGCCUCCAGAUAGGCUUGGACCUGAAGGACCUCCUCCAAGAGGUAGAGAAAUGUUUCGAAGGGAUGAAAAUCGUGGUAUUCCUGGUCUUCUAGAUAUUCCAACUCAAGAGCCUUUCACACCUCAAGAUAGAGACCAUCGAAGAGAUAUGCCUCCUGGUGGAAGGGAUGGACCUGGUAAUUUUCAGCAGAGAAACAGAGGACCUGGUGGUCCUUAUUUUAGAGAUCAUGAAGGAGGGCCAGGAAGAGAAGGCUUUCAUCCAGGCAGCAGAGAAGGAGGCCCAAUUGGAAGAGAGAGGGGUCCUGGUAUGCCCCACCCACGAUUUAGGGAUGAGGAUGAAAAUCCCAUGGAGGCAGGUAUGCCAGGUGUUUUACAUGGAAAAAGAGGCCAGCCAACUGGACGUUACGGUGGAGACAGAAUGGAGUUUGAUGAAUUUGGCAAUAGAAUCCCUGCAGAUUUACAUGGCAGACCUGAAAUGCCUCUUGGAAGGCUUCCAGCACCAUUUGAGAGAGACUCAGGACGACAAAUUGGCCCAAUGGGCAGGGAUGUUAGAGCUCCAGAAGGUAAAUAUGAGUGGGAAAGAGGAAGGCCAGAGGCACCCUUUGAAAAGGAUCAUGGGCGUGCACCAGGUUAUUUUGACAGGGAACGUGGGCGCCCAGAUGGACCCAUGUUCGAAAGGGACAGAGGAAGAUUAGAAGGUCAGUUUGAAAGAGACUAUAGGCAUCCAGGUGGUCCAACAGAUAGGGAUGGUGGAUUUGACAGGGAACGAAAGCGGCCUGAACGUCCAGGUGAAAAAGACAAGGGAAGGUCUGAUGGUCCAAGUGAAAAGGAAAAGCAAAGCAGAUUAAGCCAAAGAGAACCAGAGAAUCUGCAAAGCCGAACAACUACACCAGAUAUGAGAGACAAAGUACCAACUUCAGAAACCAGUUAUGUACGGAAUAAAGAUAGAGAUAGAGGCAGUUCUGACCGUGGAUCUUCUAGAGAAAGAAAUAGAUCUGACAGAACAAGAUCAAAAGAAGGAAGGGACAAAAAUAGCUCUGGUGAUGAGCGUUCUAAAGAUAGAGUACCAACUAGAGAUAAGCAUGUUCAUAAUGGACCAUAUACUACCCGUAAUGAUCAUUCUGACAGGGAUCGAAGAAGGUCACCAUCAAAAUCAUCUCGUUCACAUCGUGACAGGUCACGAUCCCCAAUUCGAAGCAUGUGUGUAGAAAUAAAAGGAAUUCCAUUUGAAUGCCAGACUGAAGAUAUAUACCAGUUCUUCAAAGGAUUACAAGUUGCUUCAGAAGGCGUAUUCAUACCAUAUGAUAGCAAGACUGGGAAAACCACAGGACAAUGCUAUGUUAACUUUGCUUCAGAGCAAGAUGCACAAAAUGCAUGCAAAAAAACAGGGAGCACUAUUGGUCAUAAUGUUAUCGAUAUCUACAAUAUCCCUAAAGAGAUCAUGGAAGUAAGAGUAAAAGAGUAUAAGAAACGAUUGAUGGAUAGUACCACCUCAUCAGCUAAAGUCACACCUGUCACUAAUUCACCGCAGAAACAAACUGAGAAUGGUAAAAAAGCAGAGCAGUGUAAUGUAGUGAAGAUGGAGAACGUACCGUAUGUGUGUACUCUGGAUGAAAUAUUCUCGUUCUUUAAUGGUUGCCAAAUUGCACGAAGAGGGAUCAAUUUUAUUCGACAUGUGGAUGGCAUAAAUGCUGGAAAAUCAACUGGGGUUGUCUUUGUGGAAUUUGUAAAUGAAUCAGAUGCUACUAGAGCUAAAGCUCGCAAUGAAAAUCCCAUAAGAGGAAGGAAUAUAACAGUAACUGCUGCAAGUCGUGAGGCCUUUGAAGAAGCCAUUGCAAAUCAAGCUAAUCGUUUAAAUGAUAGAAGACAAGUCAAUAGAGAUUCAGAUGACAGAAUUCCCCAUUCAGGACCACAACGACAUGGUCCUAGUGGACCACAACCUUUAAUGCCAAGGUUUGGAGGGCCAUUACAUAUGAGACCAGGCAUGGGGCCUCCAAGGUUAUCACGACCAGGUAGGCCUGGUUUGGUACAGGGAGGACCUCCCAGACAGCCUCAUAGUGGUCCUCGCAUGCCUGGUGAAGAAAAGAAAGGUCCACCAGAAGUGAACAUCCAGAAGCUUGGCAACAAUAACUGUGUCAUCGGUAUUACCAAUCUGCCUAUAGAUAUUGGCAUACCGGCCAUCUUAAAUUUCUUCCAGGAUUUCUCACCCCUUCCAAACUCUGUUAGGCUGCAUUUCAGCAACUCUGGUCAGCCCACAGGAGAUGCCCUGAUUGCAUUCCCAACGCCAAUGCUAACUAGGUCUGCCUUGGAAGAGCUGAAUGGUGCUAUGUAUGGAGGGAGGCCAAUUGGUCUAAAGCUUACACAGCCCCCACCUGGUGUUAUGUGAGAUGUCAACCCAAACUACCAUCCAGCUACAAUACCUUGAUACUGUACUGUAAUAUCAGCAUUGUCAAAUUAAUUCUUCCACGUUUUUUAAAAUAUGUUUGAUGUUGUGUACGGUUAACAACACUAUAAUCAGUUCAUCAAAAUUUUUUUCCCAACAUCAUAAAACAUCCAUGAUAUAAUAACAGAUGCUACAUACAGUAAUAUGAAAUCAGUGUUUAGGGAAUAGGAAUGAAGAGGCUAGAGCAGUGAAGUUACAGCUAAGAAAGUUGAAUAGUUUUGUUUCUAUUUGGUCAUUACAGUAUGUAUUCCAGGUUGAAUUAAUCUUUAUUUUCUAUUGGCUUGUUAUUUUUUAUGCACAUAUUAACCUAUAGCAACGGGGCCUAUCAUCCUCAAAAAGUAUCCCCUUCUAAUUCAGAAAAGCAAGCAUACAGCCAAGGGUACAACCAAGGGGACAACCUUCUUCAUCUCUGCUUGUUAAAUGAAUAAGUUCGUGGACCCACCCAUAGUAUUGGUACAUGCAUCCAAUUACACCUUAUGAAAUAUGGGUGGUCUGUCCACCAAAAUUUGUUAUUUUGAGAAUAUUGAUACUCAACAACUCACCCUCAAAUUCAACUUCACCUUUGAGACAAUGAAAAUGUAGGGUGGUCUUGGGUUUCAAUUUCCAAUUGAUGAGAUAGAUUUGUGUCAAUAGGUUGAAGAUGCUGCUUGCAUAGUCUCUAAAUUAGAGGGGUCUUUGAAUUUUAUAGGCCUUGAAUUAAAGGAUGAACUCUAGUUGAAAAAAAUAAUCUUUGCAUUUGUUGCCUGAAUUGAACCCAAUUUAAUAGCAAUUGAGAGAAGCAUCUUUACCAACAAACCACAAUUUGUUUUUAAUGCAAAUCAUAUUUUGAAAACAACCUUAAAAUUAUUUUAACAUGCUGAAACUGUUACUGUACUUUGUCAUCACACCAAAUUUUAAAGGUGGUCUUAAAAAGUCUUAUUACUGAAAAUAAGCAGCCAUGGUCAGUAUAAUUUUAACAUAUAUUUUUAUUUCUAUAACAUGUUGCUAUCUUCAUCCUUAAAUGGUGAAGAAACCACCUUAUCUAAAAUACCGUAUUUAUUUGAAUAAAUACUCCAGGACAUUUAUUAUUCAGUAGGUAACACCUGGGGCGUUUAUUGAAGGGAAGCAUUAAUUCAAAGCAGGGCAUUUAUUCAAAUAAAUACGGUAAUCUAAAACGAAAAUAGAUAAGCAAACAUUCUACUUAUUAAAAACAUCAUAAAAAAAGGGACUAUUGUAAAUAUAACGAAUUGUAAAUAGUGCUUUAUUUCAUUGGUUAUCAUUGAUACUGUAUUACUGUUUAUGUUAUUGUUUUUUUUUAUCACUGAUAGCAAUUUGGUUUUUAGUAUCUACCCACUAAUUUUUAUCACAACAGAAAUUAAAUGUAAAUAGUUUUAGGUGUUUGAAAAUCUGUAAUUUUAAAGUUAUGAAUGUUAUCAUAAUAACUGUUAAAAUGUGACUUGGAAACAGUAAACAAUGCUAUUAACUGAUCAUUUAGUUAUACACACAAUUAGGAGCAAAUGGGUAGUUACCUGCAAUUUAGUUUGAAAAAAACAAAAGUUUUUACUUAUUUUGUGUUAGUGGAAAGUGAUUUAAAGUGAUAUGUACAUAAUUCUCCUUUUUUGAUCUUCAAAAUAUAUAGGUCAUUCCUUUGCCUUCACCAUACUUUAAAUUAAUUGAAUGUCUUUUUUGGGACUGUAUAUUAAUGCUGUAUUGUGCUAUUGAAAUAUAAAUUUUGAAAAAGAAAAAUCAUAAAAACGUUAUUGCAUUUCAAUAAAAAACAUAAUUGUUCUAGACUUGCAAGUUAUACAUGAUUUAAAGAAUUAAGCUUUGUUUAUUUUACAUGUGGAAAGUACAUGAUGCAAGAUAGGAUGAGAAGCUUUGUUUGUUUUUUUUGUGUUUUUACAUGACCCAACCAACAUCAGAAGUACAGUACCUGUAAUUACAAAAACUGGGGCAUGGUGUUGCUAUAGUAACUGAAGCAAUUUAAUCAAGAAAUCAAUAAAUGUAGCAAUUUCAGAAUGUUUUAAACUGUCACGUUUGUGUAGUCAAUAAAUCAGAGUUGAUUUGAGUCAUA